Messenger RNA from Acanthoscelides obtectus, 3717 nucleotides. Lineage: Eukaryota; Metazoa; Arthropoda; Insecta; Coleoptera; Chrysomelidae. The record is from the annotation of a GenBank genome assembly.
AACGUAUAAACUAAAAUAGAGGUUAUGUUUAUUUUCAAAUGUAACUUCAAAAUUUUGAAAAUUGUUUGUUGAAUAAACAAAUUUCACUGUUUGAAUACAAGUCAUUUAUGACUUGUAAUGUUCAAGCAAUAUUUCAAAUACUAUAAAUCAAGAAAUCCUGCCCCUGAUCUACGUAGUGUUAUAGAUUUGGAAAAAGCUGGUUGUGAAAAAUCUGUACGCAAAGUACCUUUACCUGCUGAAAGCCCAUUUCCAUCAAUUUGGGGAUUGAAGCCAUCUACUGAUUGGCAAGUUUGGGAAAUAGUAGAUAAGCCAGGGUUGAUAAUUAUCAGAAAUCCUUUUACAUCAAUUGGUCAAAGGUUUUGGGUGGUUCAAUGUUUGAGAGACUAUUCAAAAAAGCCAAACAAAAGCAACAUAGAUGGACUGAUAGAUCUUGAUGGCUGAAGGUCUUCAUUGGACAAUGAAUCCAGUCGACGAGUUUGCUGAUCAUAAUAACAGUAUGUUCCAGAAGGGUCAGAUACAUCAAUGAAAAGGAGAAGCAUGUCUGACGGAACAUCAGAUCACGAUACUGAUGAUGAGCAUUUUGAAUUUCACAAGAGACAUUCGUCUGAGUGUGAAUGCAACCCCUCUUGUAGCAAAGAUUUUGACGGAAAUGACCCACCCUGUAGUGAAGACGAUUCAGAUGGAUGUGAGCCUAGCACGAGGCCGUCAUCAGAUGAUGAAUACCACCCAUCUUCUGGCGAGGAGGAUUCUGAUGAAUACGAGCCUGGCAGUUGGGGCUCAAAAAGGUUAGGACCAGCUACCAAAAAGAGAAGGGUGUCCGGUGAAUCAUCAGACCGCAUAAUUGAUGAUGGAGACAUGGAGGUUUAUAGUGCGAGAAUGGCUGCUUACUAUGAACUUAAACAGAGUGCUGUGAUGAACGAUGGCGAUGGCUACAGCGAUAAUGAUGAUGUGUUAGUUAUGGAUGAUUUUAAAAUGCCAGCCAACACUUGGUCAAAGUUGUAUCCCUACCAACAAAAGGGUGUCAAGUGGCUGUAUAAGUUGCACAAAAGGCAAACUGGCGGUAUAUUAGGGGAUGAAAUGGGCCUUGGGAAGACGGUGCAAGUAAUCGCAUUCCUUAUUGGAUUAAACUAUAGUAAACUCAAAUCUACAUAUAGAUGGUUAGGCCUUGGUCCUUCCAUAAUUGUAUGCCCCACAACUGUCAUGCAUCAGUGGGUCAGACAUUUCCAUGAAUGGGCACCAGAACUUAGAGUUGGUCUUCUUCAUUCGUCUACCUCAUACAAAGGAAAAAUGUCAGAUUUUGUGCAAGAGAUGAACAAGUGCGGUGGCAUCCUCAUCAUGUCAUACCAAGGUCUAUGCAAAUACGAAAAUAUUUUUCACAAACACAAAUGCCACUAUGUCAUUCUCGAUGAAGGUCAUAAGGUGCGAACACCUACAGCCAGGAUGACGAUAGCUGCUAAGCAGUUCAAAACCGAUCAUCGCAUUUUGCUAUCGGGCAGUCCGAUGCAAAACAAUCUAAUAGAACUUUGGAGUUUGUUCGAUUUCACCAACCCUGGUCUGCUGGGUACAUUAAAAAUAUUCGAAGAACAUUUCUCCAAGCCAAUUAUGCGAGGCGGAUACGAAAACGCAUCACAUGUUCAAAAGGAAACUAGCAAGGCGAUGGCAGUCACGUUGAAUGACUUGAUUAAGCCUUUUUUACUGCGAAGGACUAAGAAAGAAGUGCAAAACGACAUAUGUCUGCCUCAGAAGUGUGAACAGGUGCUGUUCUGUGCUCUAUCAGAAGAACAAAAAACAUUGUACAAAGAUUUCCUUCGCAGUGACCGGGUUGAGAAGGUCUUAGAAAAAAGAAAAAACUGGUUUUCAGAUGCAAUGACUAGAGCGAAUGCUCUGAUCGCCAUCAAGCUGCUUAGAGAUAUAUGCAACCAUCCUGAUAUUUAUUUGAGGAUAGAAGAUGACACUGACGAACCGGCCGACAUAAAAGACAGAUUUGACUAUAAAAGAUCCGGUAAGAUGGCAGUAGUUUCAACCUUGCUGCGGAUCUGGAAACAGCAACGGCAUAGGGUGCUUUUAUUUGUACAGGGGUUGAAAACAUUGCAGCUACUCCAAUAUUUUUUGAUACAGCAUGACUACAGUCAUCUAAAGAUGGACGGUUCAACAUCUGUUGCGACUAGACAGUCUUUGAUAGAUCGUUUCAAUAAUGACUCCAAAUACUUCGUGUUCCUGCUCACCACUAGAGUAGGGGGGUUGGGAAUAAAUUUAACAGGGGCAAAUAGGGUAAUCAUAUUCGAUCCUGACUGGAAUCCGGCUACAGACUCGCAAGCUAGAGAAAGAGCAUGGAGAAUUGGCCAAUCCAAAGACGUGACUAUUUAUCGACUUCUUUCAGUUGGCACAAUCGAAGAAAAAAUAUAUCAGCGUCAGAUUUUCAAGCAAAUGCUGGGAAACAGGGUGCUUGUCAACCCGAGAGUCGACAAACAGUUUUUCCGAACGUCUGACUUGUUCGACUUAUUUUCCUAUAAUGAGACUGAGAUAGACCCUGAGACAGCCAAUAUAUUUGACAAAGCCAAAUGCGUUAAAGGAGUCAUCAAAUCUUGCAAAGAAGACGAUUACAGCAAGAUAUUCUCUGAAGAAAAGAUAGAAGAGAUGAGAGAGAAGGCUCGUCAGAUAGCCGCUCAGAAUUUCCCUCAGGAAAAGCCAACCGCGUACCAAAAAGAAGUGGCUGAAGAAAGGGCAGAAAAACUUCAAGAAAAAGAGAAACUAAAAGCACUGUCUGCUCCAGAUUUGGUUAAAUUAAAUCGAGAGAAAGCCAAGGCCAAAGAGGAUCCAUCUAUAAACAGGGUAGAUGACAAAGUAACUCCUGCAAGCUUUGGGGAGGCGCUCCGGUAUGCUGAAGCCACCUCGCAGUUACACACUGAGCUUGUACAGGGAAAGAAAACACCGGACGUCGUGGCUGAGAAAAGCAGAGAAUUAAAGUUGAAAGUAAAAAUGAAAGAAACAUACACCGAAUCUUUCAGGAAGUAUAUGAAGCCGGAUAAAAAGAAACUUACCAGGAAGAAAACUGGCGAGAAAGACUGUAAAGUGUAUGUAGACAAUUCGGGAGCAGUGGAUGAAGUGAAAGUCGAGGGUUUGGUGAAGACCGAGAUAAAGAUCAGAAAGAAGCGAAAAGCUGGACCGACUGAGUCACAAGAAGAUUACGUUUUGAGGAAGCUUUUGAGGAAAACGAGCGUCUCUGCAGUUUUGGAGCACGAAAGCGUGGUGCACGGCACCUCGACUAGUACGUUAAGACUUCAACUUGAAGCAGAGGAAAGCGCUAAGAAGUCGAUGGAAGCUCUCAGGAGGGCUAGAUUAGAUAACUCUAAGUGGUCGAUUUGAUAUUUUCAUUACAUUGAAUUGAAUUGAAUUGGGGAAUGCUAUAAGUGCCUUGAUUGGCCUGCAGUGGUAAUAGAGUCCCCAAACGUUUUGUUGUGAAAGAUUAAAAAAAAUAUUGACAGACUUGGGGUAACAAAGUCCUCUAAAAUCCACCAACAAGUGCCAAAACCUGCGUUUUGUCUCGUUUUUCGGCCAUAACAUUUUUGUUAUCAGUCGGAUUUUUUUUGUAGGACCCAUAAAUACCUGAAAAUCUUAUAAGAAAAGUUUUUUCGUUCCUGUCAUCACUUUCGAUUGAAUCCCAAAAAACACGUUUUCUCAUUAUUUGUUGUCGAAUAAAAAGUUUGCUCACAAAAA